Messenger RNA from Dipodomys spectabilis (banner-tailed kangaroo rat), 2759 nucleotides. RefSeq names its product leucine rich melanocyte differentiation associated (gene Lrmda). Bases 216 to 899 code for a protein of 227 amino acids. The record is from RefSeq and is a predicted model, not a curated record. Gene Ontology annotation, molecular function: protein binding. Lineage: Eukaryota; Metazoa; Chordata; Mammalia; Rodentia; Heteromyidae. The transcript is spliced from 7 exons. Gene Ontology annotation, biological process: melanocyte differentiation.
GAAGCUCACCCGUGCGAGCCCCUCAGGUGGGCGAGGGAACGGUGAGGGGCGGCGGGGCGCCGCUGUGCUGUGUGGAGCAUCCGGCCCGCGCCCAGCUUCCGCCGGGUCAGCUGACUGCCCGGAGCCGGACGAAACUGCGCUCCAGCAGCCGCGUGCCCCUUCCCGCCGCGCGCGCCCCGCCGCACAUUCCCCACGCCCGCCGGGUCCUGGCCGCCAUGGCUGGACUGGUGGUCUGUGGAACUCAAGUGUCCUACAUAGGCCAAGACUGCAGAGAAAUUCCAGAACACCUUGGCAAGGACUGUGGACAUUUUGCAAAGAGGCUGGAUCUGAGCUUCAACCUUCUGAGGUCACUGGAAGGACUGAGCGCAUUCAGGAGCUUGGAGGAGCUCAUCUUGGACAACAAUCUGCUGGGGGACGACCUUGUGUUGCCAGGGCUACCCCAGCUGCACACCUUAACCCUCAACAAGAACCAAAUUACUGAUUUGGAGUGUCUGCUUGAUCACCUGGCAAAAGUAACACCAUCUCUGGAGUACCUCAGUCUGCUGGGCAAUGUGGCGUGUCCUAAUGAGCUAGUCAGCUUGGAAAAGGAUGAGGAAGAUUACAAGAGAUACAGGUGCUUUGUUUUGUACAAACUGCCCAACUUGAAGUUCCUAGAUGCCCAGAAAGUAACCAAACAGGAACGAGAAGAGGCAUUGCUCAGAGGGGCCUUCAUGAAGGUUGUGAAGCCCAAGGCUUCUAGUGGGGAUAUUGCUGCCUCUUCAGAGCACCGCCACUAUACACCCUUGCCUUCUGCUUCCAGAGAGCUCACCAGUCACCGAGGUGUCCUGGGCAAGUAUCGCUAUGUUUAUUAUGGGAAGAACUCAGAGGGCAACAGGUUUAUCCGUGAUGACCAGCUGUGAAGCGCAGUUCUGUAAGCCUCAGCCUAUAUCAUGAAAAUUAAGGGGAAAGCAAAAAUAAAGGAAGAGCUAAAGAAAAACAACAGUCCACAUUGCAUCUCUGUGGGAAGGCUACAAUUUCAGCUUUCCAUAUACCUUGUGCUGACUUUGCCAGGCCUGUCAAGAUCAUCCUGCUGCUUUAGACUGAGUGGUCACAGAGAGAUUGACAUGAUUGCCCUUAAGCAGGGCUCAUCCACUGGGGUGACAGACAGCGUCGUCUAAGCACCGGGGCUGACAGCAUGAACACCAUGAUCGAUUGCCUGGUCCCUCCACUGCUUACAGGAGAGCAGAGGUCACACCUGGGGCCUCACUGGGCAUGCUCAGUGACUCCAGCCUUGUGAAGGGGCAAGCAGGGGGGGCUGCCUGCAGCUAGCCUGACUGAGCCAGGAUUCCUCUGCUGUCCCUGUGCUGUGGGUUUAUUUUUAGUGCGAUGGCCAGAGUAUAAAGGAAGGACACUUUCCCAAGGUCCCCUUCUGCACACACACCAGUCUCCUCCAUCCUUCAGUAUUUUGAUGCUUUGUAGAUUUACAGAGAAAAGAAGGGGUAACUUCCCAACUAGCUCAUACAUUUAUGGCUGGCUUCGUGUUUUUACAAUCCCCACUGUAGACUCACUUCACCUAAAUCCCUCCCUGCAAAAGCCCAGGCAUUAUCCUCUUCGAUCCACUUCCAAAUCUACCUGCCCUGAACACGAUGCGGGGCAAGCUGCCUCUCACAACUCAGGAUUUGGUUUGCACCAUGCAACCUUACUCAGUAUUGAAGGCACACACCCUUGCCUGCUCUGCCUAUAGCCACAGUUACACUUGGGGCUUGCUUAUUUGGGUACAAUUUUCAAGUAGUGAGGUGAUGAAAGAUAGAGUGUGAGGGCUCUGGAGGUUGAAGCACAAAAUGAAGCCUGUAGAAAAUACCCAUCCAAUCAAAUCCAAAUUUCCUAUUUCUUCUCCGGACCUCUCAGAAAUCAGAUCCAUAGCUUCCAAAACAUUGGUACAUCAUUUUCUUGGGAUUUUUAGCACAAACAUCACCAAAAAAAAGACUACUACACCCUCGCACUAGUUGCGUGACUCUCACUUCAUUUAACUUAACUGGUGCACAAAGCAAGUCUCUCUGCAAGAUAUUUGAAAGGCUAUGUGCUUGCCUUUAACACAAAGCAUUUAUCUGUUUGUGUCAUGAGUCCUGUAUUUAGGCCAGGUGUUCAUUGUUCUGGGUUGCCUAGAAUUAGGACCGCAAAGCCUGAAGAAAUUCCCUGCAAGAACAGUUAAGGGAAUGACCAGAAACUGGUUGUUGUCAAAGUCUGUGAGCACUCUGCACACCUGAGCUACUUGGAGCCAGGUCACACAGCCUCUAGCCUACUCAGUCAGCACAACCCUGAAUGACAUCUAUCAGGGCUGCCAGGAGUUCCAUGCACAGGUCCUGCAACCUCUAUUAAUCAGCUCUUCAGAAACAUUCACAUUAAAAUCCUCAAAACCACUAAUAAUCAGGGAUUAUCCAACAGUGUCCUUCAUCUCUCCAACCCACUCACAACAAGAGUGGAUACCUGUGCAGUAUUUCACCUACAAAAAUCAGCUCUAGGAUAAUGCUGGAAAUUAGCUGUGUCAGGACCCACCCUGGCUCUUUGUUGGGAAGUUUCAAUGCCUGUUUUGUCCGUGGCAUCUAAUAGGCAGCAGAGCUCAGCACAAGGGCAGCUAGACCAGGCCGAUGUCAUAUCCAAUCUAGCGGCCCAUAUAUCCUUGUCUUUAUAAAAGGCUUUAACCCUGCCUCAAACAAUAAAAAAGCACUUGUGAACUGACCACAGGAUUUUUCCAUCUUUAUUUUUCUUUCUUGUUUACU